UAAAAAGAAAGCUCAAACAUCUAUUUUUCUCACUACUAGCUAAAGAGAUCAAAGAGACAAUCAUGGAUGCUCUUAACAAAAACUCUACUGUUCUCAUCAUCAUUUUCUUAAUAACCAUCUCCCAAACCUAUUUUUCCCUUCUUAACACCGAUCAUAUCGCAACGGACGAUGAUAGCGUGAAUGACUUCAUCACCUCCCUCAUCAAAAGUUGCAAAAGAGAAAACAAACAAACAUGUAAAACCCACUUAUCGGAGCUCGAGUCCUUGUCCUCAUCUCUCUCCGCGACAAGACGUCGUGCUUUAUUGCUCAUAUUCUUGAAGGAAUCCGUGUCGAAGAUCAACACGGCUAUGACUAGCGUGAGGCAAGAAGAAACAUCGACGGCAAAGGAAAACUUGGUUUUAGUUUAUGAGAUGUGGACAUCAGCAAAAGAUGGAAUCAUCGACUCAAUGGAGGAACUUCGUAGAGCUGGAGAAAAGCUUAGUCCUAAGUCUUACGCUAACAUUCACACAUGGCUUAGCAGCGUGCUUACGAGUCAUCUAACGAGUUUGGAUGAAACUUAUGAAGGUCCAUUUAAACGUAAUGUUGGGUCGGUGCUUGAAGACCACAUUGCUAGAGCACGAGUGGCGUUGGCUAUUUUUACCUCAAUUUCCCCGAGACACUCCGAAAUUAAGUCGACGUCGGUGGUUCCUGAUCAUCCGUCGUGGUUAUCCGAUGGGGACAAAAAAAAUCUUAAUCUCUCUCCUCAGGUUUUGAAACACACUGCUGAUGUGGUGGUUGCUAAAGACGGCAGCGGAAAUUACCGCAGCAUUAAUGAGGCAAUUGCGGCGGCACCAAGACUUAGCGCCAAACGAUUUGUCGUGUAUGUGAAGAAAGGCAUUUACGUCGAAAUUGUCAAUAUUGCCACACACAAUAUUACUCUAAUUGGCGAUGGUCCAACAUCAACUAUCCUCACGGGUAGUUUAAACCGUAAUGAUGGUACAAAAACGUUUAAUACUGCAACUCUUGCUUCUAAUGGUGAUGGUUUUUGGGCGAUUGAUAUGUGUUUUCGAAACACAGCCGGGCCUACAAAGGGACCAGCGGUAGCCCUCCGUGUCAGUGGAGAUAUAUCUAUCAUAUACCGAUGUAGGAUAGAAGGAUAUCAGGAUGCGUUAUACCCUCACAGAAAGCGUCAGUUUUACAGAGAGUGCUACAUCACCGGGACGGUCGACUUCAUAUGUGGAUUCGCGUCUGCCGUCUUCCAAUAUUGCACCAUUGUUGCAAGGAAACCAAUGAACAAGCAGGCCAACAUGAUCACGGCUCAAGCACGCCCGAAUUUGAAGAAAGUAUCAGGAUUCACGUUCCAAAAAUGCAAUAUCACUGCCAGUGCGGAUUUAGCCAACGUCAAAACCACAGUGAAAACCUAUCUCGGCCGUCCGUGGAGUGAGUAUGCAACAGUUGCAUUCAUAGAAUCGUAUAUUGAUGAUCUAGUGGAUCCUGCGGGUUGGGCAGAGUGGAAUGGCAAGAUUGGUGUCAAAACUUUCUACCGUGAAUACGACAACCAUGGGUCGGGAGCUGAUACGAGUAGGAGGGUGAAAUGGACAGGGUUCAAAGCUACUACAGACCCAAAAGAAGUGACGUACUUCACUGUUACCAAACUUCUACAGGGAGAACUAUGGCUCAAUGCGACUGGGGUCCCGUACGAAGGAGGUUUUUGAUCAUCAUUCUCAUGUUACAUUGAUGUCUAAACUUCUUAUUAUAUUAUCCAAUCAAAUAAUUUCUUCUCAUAUUAAUACGUGGUUGAAAAAAGAAA
Molecule: messenger RNA, 1789 nt
Organism: Capsella rubella
Lineage: Eukaryota; Viridiplantae; Streptophyta; Magnoliopsida; Brassicales; Brassicaceae
Product: probable pectinesterase/pectinesterase inhibitor 19
Exons: 3
Coding region: 63-1694 (543 amino acids)
Biological process (GO): cell wall modification
Molecular function (GO): pectinesterase inhibitor activity; pectinesterase activity
Source: RefSeq, a predicted model, not a curated record